CAAAAAGAUGAGAAUAAGAAUGUGGCUACAUGCGACAUUUAUAUUAAUGAGCUAGAGUCACAAACAGAAUACAAUUACUUUAAGGAAUGGCUUUUAUCAUUUCCUUUAUAUCGUGGCAAGAAAACGGGUGAUAGUACUGAAGAUGAAAAUAGAAUUGUUGGAUAUUUUAAAGGAUCGGUAAAAGUAUACAGACUUCCAGUAGAUAAAGCAAUGGAGCCAGCAUUUGCUCCUACUUUACCUCUUAAUGAUCCAAUACACGUUUUAGUAAGAGUCUAUAUUGUGAAAGCAACAGACCUUCAUCCAAUGGAUUUAAAUGGAAAAGCUGAUCCUUAUGUCAUAUUACAACUUGGAAGUAAAAAAAUUUCAGAUAAGGAGAACUACGUGAGUAAACAGUUGAAUCCAGUCUUUGGUAAAUGCUUCGAAAUCGAAUGCUGUUUUCCCCAAGAUUCAAUGCUCACUGUUCAGAUAUUCGACUGGGAUUUAGUGGGAUCAGAUGACUUGAUAGGCGAAACAAGAAUUGAUUUAGAGAAUCGAUUUUAUAGCAAACAUCGAGCAACAUGUGGCUUAGCAAAAAAAUAUGAAGAUUCUGGAUACAAUCAAUGGAGGGAUCCAAUGAAGCCAACUCAAAUAUUAUUAAAACUAUGCAAAGAUAAUAAAUUGGAGAAUCCUCAUUACUUCCAAGACAGAGUAAUAAUUGGACGUUAUUGUAUGACCUUUACAAAAGAAGAAGUAAUAGCAUGGAAUAGUCCAACAACUUGCAAAUAUAGAGACGAACAUUUGGCUCUAGCCGUACUUCAUCGAUGGGAUGAAAUUCCAAGAGUCGGAUGUAAAAUUGUUCCAGAGCACAUCGAAGCACGUCCAUUAUAUAAUCCAGAUAAGCCUGGCAUUGAACAAGGAAAAAUUGAGUUAUGGGUUGAUAUGUUUCCGAUGGAUAUGCCACUACCUGGACCACCUGUUGAUAUUUCGCCACGUAAGCCGAAAUCUUAUGAAUUACGCAUUAUUGUAUGGAACACAGACGACGUUGUUUUAGAAGAUGAUGCGUUCUUUAGUGGUGAAAAAAUGUCAGAUAUAUAUGUAAAAGGAUGGUUAAAGGGACCACAAGAUGUGCAGUCAACAGAUAUUCAUUACCGUUCGUUAACAGGAGAAGGAAAUUUCAAUUGGCGUUUUAUAUUUCCAUUUGAGUAUCUUGCAGCUGAAGAGAGGAUUGUCUUGUCAAGAAAGGAAUCUCUAUUUAGUUGGGACGAAACGGAAGUGAAAAUUCCGGCAAGACUGGAGCUACAAGUGUGGGAUGCAGAUCAUUUUUCAGCUGACGACUUUUUGGGUGCAAUAUCAUUAAACCUUACACGUUUUCCACGUGGUGCAAAAUCAUCAAAAUUAUGUACAUUAGAUAUGCUCAAAACGGACAAUGUUCCAAUGAUUAAUAUUUUUAAACAGAAACGUGUAAGAGGAUGGUGGCCAUUUUUCAUUAAAAAGGAAAAUGAUGAAAUGGAAUUAACGGGUAAAGUAGAGGCAGAAUUUCAAUUACUUACAAAAGAAGAAGCCGAAAAGAAUCCAGCUGGUUAUGGCAGAAAUGAACCGGAUGGACUUGAAAAGCCAAAUCGUCCUGAUGCUUCAUUUAUGUGGUUCCUCAACCCUCUUAAGUCAAUACGCUACAUCAUAUGGCAUAAUUACAAAUGGAAGAUUCUCAAAGGACUUUUAUUUCUCUGCAUUACUUUUAUGAUACUGCUUUUCUUCUAUUCCAUACCAGGUUAUACGGUUAAGAAACUUCUUGGUGCAUAAAGAACUUAAAAACAAUGAUUGACGAAAAGUAAUUAAAAAAUCUUACACAAGAUAAUGAAAUUUUAUUCUAACGAAAUGAAAUAAAGUUUCGAAAAAGCGAAGAUAUAAUUAAAUUUCAUUUCCAUUACAAUCGCUUCCAUAUCUCUUAUGUUAUUAAGGAAAAGUCAAG
Molecule: messenger RNA, 1948 nt
Organism: Chironomus riparius
Lineage: Eukaryota; Metazoa; Arthropoda; Insecta; Diptera; Chironomidae
Source: the annotation of a GenBank genome assembly